This is a messenger RNA of Pochonia chlamydosporia 170, 3501 nucleotides long. RefSeq names its product checkpoint protein kinase (SldA). The transcript has 3 exons. Gene Ontology annotation, biological process: protein phosphorylation; meiotic sister chromatid cohesion, centromeric; mitotic spindle assembly checkpoint signaling. The coding region runs from base 1 to 3501 and encodes 1166 amino acids. Gene Ontology annotation, molecular function: protein kinase activity; ATP binding. NCBI's taxonomy places the organism in Eukaryota, Fungi, Ascomycota, Sordariomycetes, Hypocreales, Clavicipitaceae. The record is from RefSeq and is a predicted model, not a curated record.
AUGGCGGCCUCCAACAAUCUCAUUGACUUCGACGUCAUUGAAGGACAGAAGGAGAACAUCCAGUCCUUGCCUGGUGGGCGUUCUGCAAGGAAGCUGGCCGAGUUGUACUCCCCAUCACCUUUGCAUAAACUCGCGACACCUACACCUUCGGAUACCAAAAAUGUUCACGACUGCAUUCGCGCAGAGUAUGAGGCAGAAAUUCAGAAUAUUUCAGAAUCAGAUGACCCUCUGGACGUGUUCGACCGUUACGUCAGAUGGACCUUGGAUGCGUAUCCGACGGCUCAAGCAACACCACAGUCACAGCUGCACACGCUGCUCGAGCGCGCUACAAAAACGUUCAUAACAUCUGCACAAUACAAAAACGACCCUCGCUACCUGAGGCUAUGGAUUCAUUACAUCCACUUCUUUUCGGAUGCCCCCAGGGAAGCGUACAUGUUUCUUUCUCGUCAUGGGAUCGGAGAGGGUCUUGCCCUCUUCUAUGAGGAGUAUGCUGCUUGGCUAGAGGGUGCAGGAAGGUGGACACAGGCCGAGGAAGUCUAUAAGCUUGGCAUUGAGCGCGAGAGCAGACCUGUUCAAAGAUUGCUACGCAAGUUCAAGGAAUUCGAGGAGAGGAUGGCUCAGGAGCCCGCCGACGCCAUUGAGCCGUCGUCACCAGCACUUCCAACUAUGCGUCCAGCGCUGGCUGCAAAAGUUGAUCCCUUUGGAUCCAUGUCAAGAUCUGCUGACCCUCAAGCGCCACGGCCAACAAGCGGUGGCAGUAGCGCCACCUCGAAGCCAGCGAAGUCAAAGCUUGCCAUCUUCUCAGAUGCAGAUGCCAAGCCCGCUCCUUUGGCAUCCAGGGGAGAGGGAUCCAAAGGAUGGGAUUCGAUUGGAUCGAUAUCCGACCGCAAGAAAGAAAAUGCCAUGGAACCAAAGCCGUGGGUUGGUGAGACGCUGAAAGCAGGAGGAAAGAAGAGUGCUGCUCCAAAGAUGGCAGUCUUCAGGGAUCCGUCGCUAUCUCAAAUAAACAACAUCAUCGUUGUACCAUCUAAAAGCCAAGUGACUGUACACCCGCAAACGGGUAAGAAGGAGUACAUAUUUGUUGAUCUUGCUGCCGUGUACCCUGCUCCAGAGGAACCUGGCUCGGAGUUGAGCUUUGAGGAAAUCAUGGCCACUCGCCGCGGGUGGCUUGAUCAGUCUUGGGAUCAUGAGACGGUUGAUGAGAACCUCGUUCCUGAGCCCAUGGGAGAAUUGAAUGGGAUUGAAGAGAUCAGCCAUGGCGUCAAAGGUAAACUUGUCAUACAUCGCGACUCGGUGCUCCUUGAUGAAAAUGGAGAUAUGAGAGAGCAACCCCGAGAGCCUCGUAUCGCGAAGAAGAAGAAGGUUAUGGAAGUAAACGAGACUCAAAUAAUCAAGGCAAAGUUGGACUCUCCCUCGGGUCCAAAACUGCGCAAGAAGCAGACUUCAGAGCCAACAAUGACGCUUCAUACCAAGGCAGCGACAGACGAUAUUUAUGACAUCUUUAAUGCCCCGCUCAGGUCAACCAACUUGAGUGAAACUGGAGAAGAGGAAGAUUAUGAGACAGACGGUGAUUACACUACCGAUGGUGAAAGUACUGGCACCACCAGACAGCUUGAUACCGUCAGUGAGAAUGGCGAUGAUGACGCCGUCGACGCGAAAAGUGUUAGCGAAUGGUCAGACUACUCAGCUCAAAGACAUAUUCCGGAUAUCGAAGGGCGGGUUGUAGAUGACACUCUAGCCACGCGCAGCGAAUUUGACGAGAAUGCUGGAGAGCAAGAAGCCGAAGGCAACACGUACCGGGCAAGUAGUACAACCGAGGACGGGGUAGAGACUCCAACGGAUGGAGGUUUGCCUCGUAAUACUCGCACAGUAUUCAUUCCUAUUCCCCCAGAAGAUUACGACCCCCCGACACGUCCGUAUAGGGAUCCGGCCGAGGUGGCGAACAAUCGACUCCCAUUUAUGACACCAAUAACAGAAAGAACAGAAUGCUCACUGGAUGUUGACCUGGAGCGCCGCGACACUUUCAAGACGCCGUGCCGACGAGAUGGGACAAUCCACGCCAUGGAAAACGACUCCGACAGCGACCUUCCAAGCAGCCCGCUGAGGGAAGUUGUAGACGACGAUUGCCCGAUGCCCAAAAUCCCGGCGGCCUUAGUCCCGAGAUCCGCACCUAUUUUGAAAAAGGGGCCUGUCAACAAACCAAUACCUCCAAAAGGCCCAAUCAUCAAAGACAUACAGUGUAACCCGGUGGAUAUCUCUCUCCGCCAAGACAUCCUAAGCAACAUCCAACCUCCUUUAAGUUCAUAUGCCGGCUUCCAUGACCACAGCGGGCAGAAGUGUGAAUAUGGAGGAGAUAUUCGCAAGUUUGCAAAGGCAAUGAAUAGACUGAACAAAGGCGGUGCAGACAGAACAGGCCCGCUUCCGGCUCCAGUUGUGAUCGAAUUUCCUAACACAACCCGGGUUUAUCACCUGAAGAGGGAGCUCGGCGUGGGUGCAUUUGCUCCGGUAUAUCUUGUUCAAAAUUCUUCCCCCAAUGAGGAAGAGACCGACGAGAAUGCAGCUGUUGCAAUGGGUAAAGGCUUGUUCGCCGUGAACCAUCGCAAUGAACUUGAAGCUCUCAAGAUGGAGGCGCCUCCUACUCCGUGGGAGUUCUACAUUAUGAGGCUGGCACACACUCGUUUAGGCCCACAGCAUCGUGCGGCGGCUUCUUUGUCUUACGCUCACGAGCUUCGAUUGUAUCAGGACGAAGCAUUUCUCUUUCUGCCUUAUCACCCUCACGGAACCUUGUUAGACGUGGUAAAUUUCUUCAGAGCCGAACCUUCUGGAGUCAUGGAUGAGCAACUUGCAAUGUUCUUUACUAUUGAGCUUAUGCGAACUGUUGAAGCCCUUCACACCAGGAGCAUUUUGCAUGGGGAUUUAAAGGCCGAUAACUGUCUGCUUCGUCUAGAUGCUACGUCGUCGGACCAACCUAUUUCAACACCGUGGAAAGCGGAUGGCAGUGGCGGUUGGUCUUCGAGAGGUAUCGUUCUCAUUGACUUUGGCCGGGGAAUUGACAUGAAGGCGUUUGUGCCUGAUGUGGAAUUCAUCGCCGACUGGAAGACCUCAUCGCAGGACUGCGCGGAGAUGCGUGAGGGUCGCCCUUGGACAUGGCAAAUUGACUACCAUGGUUUAGCGGGUAUCAUUCACUGUCUUCUCUUUGGGAAGUACAUUGAAACUCAGCGAUGUGACCAAGGCGGGCUUGGGCGUACUGGAAGGAAAUACAGAAUCCGAGAAAGCCUUAAACGAUACUGGCAGGCAGACCUCUGGUCUGAAUGCUUCGAGGUGUUGCUCAAUCCUGGAUCAUUUAUGGAGGUUGAAGAAGGAUGCAAGAUGCCCGUGCUGAAAUCGCUAAGAAGUGUACGGGAACGAAUGGAACGGUGGCUUGAAGCAAAUUGUGACCGUGGCGUCGGCCUGCGUUCACUAAUUGCCAAGUUGGAAGGAUAUGCAAAGUCUCGCAAGUAG